Myxocyprinus asiaticus (Chinese sucker) is the source of this 10136-nucleotide messenger RNA. RefSeq names its product zinc finger protein 106-like. Gene Ontology annotation, molecular function: RNA binding; SH3 domain binding. The coding region runs from base 3247 to 8220 and encodes 1657 amino acids. The record is from RefSeq and is a predicted model, not a curated record. The transcript has 22 exons. Gene Ontology annotation, cellular component: membrane; cytosol. NCBI's taxonomy places the organism in Eukaryota, Metazoa, Chordata, Actinopteri, Cypriniformes, Catostomidae.
UGGAAAUGAGAGAGGUCAACAGAGAAUGGCCAGAAUGGUUCAAACUGACAGAGUCUAUGGUAACUCAGAUAACCACUCUGUACAAUUGUGGUGAGAAGAAUAGUAUCUCAGAAUGAUAUUCUGAGAUGCGGGUUGGUGCUGUUUUAUCGGAACGAGGGGGACCUACACAAUAAUAGGCAGGUGGUUUUAAUGUUGUGGCUAAUUGGUGUAUACCACAGUUAUGAGAAGAAAAAAAUAUUUGCUUUACUUGAGCAUUGCUUUAUUUGAUUUUGUUUUGUGUAAGCUUUAUACCUUUAUUAAAAAUUACUUAAAAUUAUUCUUAAUUUUUGUUGUUGUUGUUAAUUUUAUAAACAGUUACUCGUUCGUUUGUUUACGUUUUAACAAAGCCCGUUAUGGGGACUUUUAUGUCAAUAUGUUGCCCGCCAUUUUUAAACUAAACGAACGGAUGUUUAUUUCUGUCUUCACACUUUCAGGGCACACGACGUUGCUAAGGAGUCUGGAAUAUAAAUAGAAAUGGUGUGUUUACAUGGAAAUCUAAAGAGAUGUUUUCUCCGCUUGAAUUAAGAGGUAUACUUUAAAGUCGGGUUUAUCUUUAUCCACAUUGUUUUCCCGCAUAUAUACACAUUUUAUUACAUGCAGUUAGUGGAUGGCACAGGCGGUUUGUUAGCCUGGAUGCUAAACAUUUGCAAACGGUUGAACUCGUUAUGAGUUUGCAAAAGUGUUUUGUCCAGUAAGGUUAGCAGCAUUAUCUUCAGAGUUGCAUUAGCAAGCGAGCUAACGAACGCCUACCAAAAGAUGUUGUACAGUUAUUUUCAGGAAAGAGCUAGAGAAUUGUUCACACUAAUCAUUAGACCACUUUAACGUGUUUGUCUAAUGAUACAUUUUAGUACCUCUCGAAGCUUAUUAUUAAACUUCAGUGUGUUUCGUGGUCAACCCCAUUAUAUUACAGUAACAGAAGUUUUAUUAAAAGGCAACGGACAGCAUUUCAAGAGAGGGGACAUGCACACUGACCUGUUGUUGAGAGCUAUUCAAAGUAUUGCAAUUAUCAGUAGCAUUGAUAAAAAAAAGAAGAAGAAUCUCUUAGAUCAUGCCUCUCAUUGCACUGACAUUGUGCCACAUUCAUGUGGUGUAACGUUACUCUUUCCACUGCAACCAAUCCUAAUCUCUCAGAAUUUUUGGCCCAGUUAAAAGUAUUCCUUUUCAAAGUGUGUCAGUUCACAGCCAUGCCCUACAAUUUUUGAAGAGCUGUGUGAUUCCACCCCAUUCCAUAGUGUUUGUCUGAUAAAUGAAUGACUGUCGCACAUUACCAGCUAUUAUUGCAGCAGGCAUAACAACUGAAAACUCAUGUAUUGACCUUUAUAGCAUGAAUAAUGUUUUCGAUCCUAGUUUAGAUUUUGCAGUAAAUCAUGUAAUUUAACACUAUUACACCGCUUUUAUGGCUGUUUCGUUGAUUUAUUUACGUAGGUGCUAUGAUUUUUCAGAGAUCCUGAACUCCAAACAUUUUUGCAGUUGUAAAUUUGCUGCUAUUAUUAUUAAUUAUUUUUAUUUUUUGCCUAAUGCACAAAGAUGAAAAAUUCACAAUGUAUAAUAUUUAUUUUAUAUGUCAAACUCUGCAGUUGCACUUCCACGAAAAAGUAGAUUUGUACAUUUUCCAAAGAAAAUGUGAGCGUUGUUUGCUAAAGCCUGGCCAUUACUAUGCAGUUGCUAAGGUGCACUGAGUGGGUUUGGGUGGUUGCUUACUGGCCCCACCCCCAAGUCUUUGAUAAAGAGUAUUUCUCUCUACAUGUGGUUCAGGUCCUUUUUUCGGUUCCACCAGGUGAAAAUUUUAAGUUAGAGGGCUUAGAAAAGUAAUAGCAAACCGCAUGAUCUGAGGUAUCAAUUGUCGUAUAGUAUGGAUCCACUGAUACCUCUUUUUCUUUUCUGGACAGAUUCCGAUACCUGAAAUCUCAGUAUCGGCAAUACCGAUCCUAUGUUGUUGUUGUUGUUUAUUUCAUAAUCAUUUUAUAAUAUAUAAUCCUCACUCUGUUAUACUAAUUGGGGGUAUUCUUUUAUAUAUGAAGAAACACAAACCUUUAUUUCAAUAUAAAUGUAAAGUAAAUUCAGAAAAAACUUUAUUGCUAACUAGUCUACUGGUCCUGGAUAAUGUAGCAGCAAAAUUAACAAUAAUUGCAGUCAUCAGUAGAAAAGAAGCCUGUUUUAUUUUUAUUUUAUUUUUUUAUUAUUUUUAACUCACAAUUUUUUCGCUUUAGUUGUAAGAUACCAGUCCUCUUUUCAUUCACACAGUUAUUUUUUUGGAACCCAGUCAACAUAAAUAUUUUUGUAAUUUGAAAACAAAUAAUGUUAAUAAUAAUAAUAAAUUAUUGACUUUUAGAAUUUUAUAAUGCAGUAGUAAAAUAUUUCAGUCAUGCACCUUUAAUUUUAAACCCUCUGGCUUUUAUUUUGACAGUCGGAACACUUCAGGAAGUCCUGUAAGUGUCUGUAUGUGGGCUAGUCCACAGUAGUUUAAUUAGCUUCUUAUUCAAAAUCUGGUGAAAUGCUCCUCUGGUGCCGUUCUUAUUAACCCUCUGGGGUCGACGGACGUGCCGGCGCGUCCUGCUGGAUUUUUUCCUCAUAACAGCGGAAACAAUUUAAAAUACUCUGUCAUUUUUGGGCAUACAGAUAAGUGUAAGACAUCAUUAGAGACUAUAAAGGGACUACUUUUAUUUGUGUACACUCACAAUAACAACAAAACCUUGUGCUUUUGUAAAAUAAAGAAAAUAAACAAACUCCACUAAUACUUAUCAGACAAACAUGAAACAUAUGCCUAAAGAAAGCUUAAAAUGUCUACUUUUAAAUAAAACAAUUCAAAUUUAAAACAAAUAUUCUCCUGCAAUGUAUCUGUAUGAAACAAAGCGAUGUAAAGUUUCUCCUGGCUCAGCUAAUUAUCCCUAAUGUGAUCACACCCACCAGCAGAGCACGCUAUUCAUACGGUAAUGUGCUGAGGCGAUCAAUGCAAAUGGUAAAUGCCCCCAACAAUGCCUUAAAAAGCAUCAAGUUCAUUCACUUUUCUGCGUGUUUGGAAGAUGGCACACUACACAGGUGAGGAAGCUCCUGGAUAGUGACGAAGAGUUCACAUUUUCCUCAGAAGAGCGGGAAUCCGACGAGGAACUUUGCAUUUUGAAAAGCGACUUGAUCCAGCUGAGGAUACAAUUUCGGAUGAAACUCUGUAUAUUUGUGGUGCUCUGAGACACAAUAACGUCAUUCAGGAUGGGCAAAGAACAGAAAUGCAUUCUUUGUGAAACUGUGUACAGCUCCAAAAAGGAGAUGGAAGAGCACAUGAGAAGUAUGCUGCACCAUCGGGAGCUGGAGAAUCUGAAAGGCCGUGACUGUGGACAUGAGUGCCGAGUCUGCGGCGUGACAGUGGUGAGCCUGACCGACUACGCCAGUCACAUUUCCAGCUCGAUACACAAACAGCGCAUUGAGGAUCCUAAGCACCAGCCUUUAAAUGAAGACAGAGAUGAGGAGUACUUUGACAAAGAUUUUGUGCAGCUCAUUGAAGAACGCAAGGAAAUUAUCAAAAAAGAAGAGGCUGCUGCAAAGCAGGCUAAAGAGGAGCAGGAGAACAUUAGGAGGUGGCAGGAGCAUCAGGCUCAGUGGCAGGGGCCAAGGCCUUUGAUGUGCCAGCAGUAUGGCUCUUGGGACCAACCCUACCCUAAUUUCCCUCAGCUGCCCAAAAGGGGCAAAGGCUCCAAAUGGCAGAAUUUAAGAUUUUCCUCCCCUGACAAUAGCAACUGGUCUGACCCUAACCGACAGAUUCGGGGUGCCACAUGGCAUGCUGGAGGACCUCCUGACUUGCACAGAUGGGGAUCCAUGGAUCGACAGGGAGGGAGUAUGCACAAUGAAGGAAACUUCUGGGGUGGUAGACAAGGUGACUAUGGGGUCUGCCCACCACAACUGAGAAAUCAGUUUUCCUGGAAAAACAGUCAAUAUAAUUUCAGGCAAGGACAAUAUAUGUCACCUGGGCACUUUAAAUCUCCUGCAAGAGAGCAGCCGGGGACACCCAACAGCAUUGAAAGUCAGACAAAGGGCCAACAGAGUGUAGAAGAAUCUGGUAGCAAGCAUGAUUACAACAAAGGUAAUGAUCAGAUGUCAGAAAAUGCUCACAGAUGGGCACCAUAUCCACCAGCUAAACUUGGUGAUUCUUCAUCUCAAACAAUGCCUCAGCCAACCUCAGAUAAGUCAGAUGUGGAAUCUCAAGAAAAUUGUAAAGCAAAGAGUUUUAACAAGAGCAGCCAGGACAUGGAAAAAAAAUUCAAGGCAGACCAGAGAAAUUGGCAGCAUAAACUCGCAGAGCCCUACCAUGAAGACAGUGAUUGCAGGCAGAACCAGAAACAGUCCUUCAAUAAUUGUGGCAGUAGUAGCACUGAUAGUUUCACCUUCUCAUUGACUUCCAAAAUUAAACGAUCAGAGAAGCCUGGCAAGCAUCCUGAAAAUGGGGCCUCUUGGAUGCAUAGUUCAAAGCCUAAUUCCAGACAAGUGGCAACUCAAGACUCUGUCAGUUCUAAAGGCUCUCUGCAUUCCCAUUCAAGCUUAGAAUUCCCACAACAUGCCAUCUAUAAUGAAGAGCAAGAGCAUCUUCUGUCAGAGAUGUUGCGAAAAGCCAAGGAGACCUUGCUUAAUAGAAAAAGCUCAGUUCACACUUCUGGCCCAGAGGACUACCCUAAAGAAACAAAGACUGGGCCUCAGACUAAGGAACCCCAGCAAGCAGAGAAUUUAGAGCUGAACAAGAAUACAAAAUUACAUGAACGUAAGAAGAAACUGAACAAGCACAAGGUACAAGAGGGGCAGGCUUUUGAUGAAGAUAUUAGCAAUGACAAGCAACAAUUCACCAGUGCUAAGACAUCUUUACAGAUUGGCAGUUUGCGAAAUAACACUAGGCUAUCUCUGCAGUCCUUGCAAGUUAGCACCUCCACUAUGGACCACGAAGAUGAGGAAUUUGGCAAAAGGGAAGAAAACCUUCCCAUACCAGUCCAAGAUCAAGCCAUGGUCAUGCUAGAUGAAGAUAUGUGCCCACUUGAUGAGGAAUCCCAUAGUAGUCUAUCCCAACCAACAGCAGGCUGUUCAGUGCCCCCUUUAAGCAAGCUUGCCUUGCCUGCAUGUCUCAAAAGGGAUCUGAACCGCCAUAUGGGUACCAAAGGCAAAGCAGCAGCCCAUGAACCCAACUUGAAUAUUGCCAGGCGUAUUAGGAAUGUGAGUGGCUCACGUAAGAGUGAAUCAGAGAAGGACUGUGGACUCAAGCCCACUUUGCGGCAGCUCAUUAGCUCCUCUUGCUCCCGGCGGAUUGUAAACUGGGACCAGGUCUAUCAGGAAGUCAGUCGCAAGAAGCAAGAGCAAGGCAAGGGCUUACCAAGAUUUGGUAUAGAAAUGGUGCCCUGUGAACCUGAGGGUCCUAACCAAAUGAAUGAAAAUGAUGACCCUCUUUGUGAGGGCUUUCACUGGGACUCUCUGUUGGACUUCAGUCAAGUGCCUGUCCCUUCCCGCAAGCGUAGCUUGUCUGAAAGCAGUGUGGUAAAAGGUCACUCUGCUGGCACAAGCUCUCUCCUCAAAACUGUAGAUCCAGUGAGGGACUCUUCUCCUAGCAGCCCCUCCCAGCAACUAAGGAGAGAAGAUCUGCAGCCAAAAGGUGAUCUUGAGAUACAGGGUUCAAAAUGGCCACCUCAGGGUCCAGUGGAUGUUGAAGGAGACUGUGGUUGUACAUCAGACACUGAGCUAAAUGACACACAAGGAGUUGGGAAGAAACGCAGAGCACCUGGGGAUGUUUUGUCUCCAGAGAUUCCUAAUGAAGACAGGAAAAGUAAGAGGCAAAAGAUCAAGGCUAAGAAAGAACGCUGUCAAGUGGAUCAGUUGCUGGCUGUAUCUCUACGUGAGGAGGAGCUUGACAGUUCUCUUCAGGCAGUGGAUAGCAGUCUUAUUCAGGCACGUGCUGCCCUGCAAGCUGCCUAUUUGGAAGUGCAGCGCCUGCUUACGGUGAAACAACAGGUAACCACAGAGAUGAACUUCUUGAGAACCAGGCGAAUUGAAAUUCUACAAGGAAUGCAAGGUGAAUUUGAGUCGCCAGAGAGAGAGAGGAGCAAUGAGGAGGUUGUGACUCCAUUAGCACAAGUUUCUCAGUUUACCUCACACCCCCUUCAGCCAACCACAGCUGCCCACUCAAACUCUUCUUUCCCAACCUCCCCACUGGUUGUUAACAUCAAACAAGAGCCCACCUCUCCUAAUAACCUCACCUCUGAGCAUGACCUUGUCAAGUGCUCCAUCCCAGGACCUCAUAACACCACAUUUGUGCAAACAGGGUUUGCAGCUUGUCAGACAGAUACUACCUUCAAGUACGGGAUGGACCCUUCCCAAGACAGCACAGGCAUGUCUUUGAGUGCAGCUCAAUCUGAUCAUGUACUGCAGCCUUCUUGCCUCAAAGAAAGCCGACAAAGCUCUCAAGAAGGGUUAGCGAACCUUUCUUCCCCACUCAUGUCUGUAACCCUCUCUCCCAAGCCGCAGUCUCUCUCUAAUAACCCAGAGACUAAUUCAGUUAAGCGUGUUCGGAAGUUUAAAAAGAGAAAGUACCUUAAGAAGGUAAAGGGGAACGAACAACCUGAAAUCAGUGAUUCUGAGCUUGAUGGAGAGCAGCCCGUCUCUCGACCUUCCCGCAAGUACCGAUCUCAUCAGAGAUCCAGUGGCACCAACACCUCACCCUCAACGCCAGAAGAGAAGGAAGAAAAAGAGGAUUUGUUGAUCACUGAAGCUUCAAAGAAUGGACCACAGGAAACAAAGUUAGCGCCAUCACCAACAAAUGAAGCUCCCGACUCAGAUUCCUCUGAACUGGAGAUGGUGGAGCUUCCCCCGCCCUUGCCCACUGAUUUUGUCAAUUUAGAUUCUUCAGAACCAGAUGAGUUGAGGCCUGAAGAGAAGUUAAAGAAGUCAGCCACUGCGGCCAAAGAUCAUGCAAUCACAGACCCCCAAAAUCUUGCCUGCAAUGAGGUCACUUCAACCAGUGAAAUCAACACCUGCAGUUCAGUCAAGGCCUGUGAAAGUGAAAUAAAGUCCACCGCAGUGAUGGAGUCCAAGGUGCCUUCAGAUAUGUCAGAUCGAGGAGAGGAGGUGUUGCCUACAGAAGGCGAGUUUGAAGGCCAUAAGGAGGCAGUGAAUGGAAUACAGAUCCAUAAUGGACUGCUGUACACCUGCUCCGGGGACCGCACAAUACGUGCUUUUAGCCUGACUAGUCGUAAGUGUGUGGCUGUGUUUGAGGGUCACAGCAACAAAAUAAACUGCCUGUUGGUGUCGUCUGGAGCAGAACUGCAACAGUGUCUGUACUCAGGAUCAAGUGACCAGACCAUCCGCUGUUACAGCCUCAAGACAACAGAGUGUCUGGAACAGCUGUCUCUCCCAGACCGAGUGCUCUGUCUUCAUAACCGUUGGAAAAUUCUCUAUGCCGGUCUGGCCAACGGCUCUGUCAUCACCUUCAGUCUCAGGAACAAUAAGCUGUUGGAUGUUUUUGAGUGCCAUGGCCCACGGGCCGUGAGUUGCCUGGCGACAGCUCAGGAAGGGGCUCGGCGUGUGCUGUUGGUCGGCUCCUACGACACCACGAUCAGCGUUAGAGAUGCUAAAAAUGGCCUACUGUUGCGUACUCUAGAGGGCCACACUAAAACUGUGCUCUGUAUGAAGGUGGUGAAUGAUUUGGUGUUCAGUGGCUCAAGUGACCAGUCUGUACAUGCACAUAAUAUACAUACAGGAGAACUGGUGAGGAUCUAUAAGGGUCACAGUCAUGCCGUCACUGUGGUGGCCAUAUUGGGAAAGGUGAUGGUCACUGCAUGCCUGGACAAACUGGUCCGUGUGUACGAGCUCCAGUCUCAUGACAGACUCCAGGUGUAUGGAGGACAUUCAGAUAUGGUGAUGUGUAUGGUCAUCCACAAGAGCAUGAUCUACACAGGCUGCUAUAAUGGCAGUGUGCGAGCUGUCAGAUUGAACCUGAUCCAUAACUACCGCUGCUGGUGGUACGGCUGUACAUUAAUCUUUGGCGUGAUGGAGCACUUGCAGCAGCACCUGCUGGACGACCACACCAAACAGCAGACGUUUAAAUGCCGCUGGAGAAACUGCGACUCCUUCUUCACCACCCGCAAUGGCUCCAAACAGGUGGUUCAUUCUCACAUGCAGAAACACGUCGAGGAAGACAGUAACAUGGAGACAUAAGGGGCCAAGGGACUCUUUUCCCAUAUUGGGAAUGUCUCAUUAAGCCCUCACCAGAGGAGCCCUGUUCAUGGGCAUGUUUUUAUAUGAGCCAUCAGCUACCAAUAACUCCCACUUAGAUGAAAGAAAAGAUGGCAGUAAUGGUUUAAUCCUACUGAGAAAUUAGUUUUAUGUAAAGCAAAACAGUGUCCUUAAAAAAACAAUCUAGAGAGGUUUGUAGAUAAUUGUUGCAUCGGAGAUUUAUAUAUAUAUAUAUAUAUAUAUAUAUAUAUAUAUAUAUAUAUAUAUAUAUAUAUAUAUAUAUAUAUAUGAAAAUGUCCUUCUCGCUAAGUGGAGUUAUUGGUAUUCUGAUUAUUAGAGGAAGUAAUUUACCUUUGUCUCCUCUUUUUCACUUCACUCUAUCAGAAGUGUAGAGUGUGCUCGAUUCUUUUAUACUGACAUGCCAUUGCUCUGAUACUGUCCUGCAAGGGAUGAAUUUCUGCGCUAUUAGAGUCCUCCUAUAUUUUGUCUUUCGUCUGAUCAUACACUGUAUUGUCAGCUCUGAGAUUUACUGACCAAAUAAAGAUGACUGAAAGAAACAAACUGUGAGAAACAUUUGGGUACCAUUAUAGCAGAAGAGUUGCUGCAGCUCCCUCAGCGCAACGCAUAUAGCUCAGAAUUGUGUCUGUAUGGCUUUAAAGAUGCUUCUGAUCUAGAGUGUUUUAAGAAAGCAUGAUAUUUGUGUCUCGUUGAGCAACUAGAUUGUAUUUUUGGACAUUGCAGUCUUUUUUUAAUAAAGGCCAUCUCUUCCUCAUGUUGCAUCAGUUUUUUCCCCUAACAGUUUCAUGGUAUUAUAGCUACACCCAACAUUUCAGUCUGGUUUCCAAAUACAAAAGCUGCUUUAGUCAAGUUGUGUCUGGUGGUUUUAUUUGUUUUUUCUUUUUCUUUCUGUUAGUGUUCAUUUAUAUGUAAUUGUUUGAGUGGUUUCAUGGUUUCCUCACUAUUUUAUUAGGCUAUUUUUUUUUUUUUUUUUGGACUCUAUGUGGUUGCUCACCAAAGGUGAAGCAAAGUUGAAGGAUUCAGGCGUGCCAUAAUUAAGACUGUGGUUGAAAUGUGUUUGCUGUGCUGUUGACACAGUGACAGUUGGUGUGUGUAAGCCUUUGAGAACAUAGAUUAAUGUGUUUUAUGGGUUAGUACAAGAUUUUUUUUUUUUUUUUUUUUACUUAUUGUUUUCCUGUUGUGAAGGAUUGGGUUUGUUUGUUUUCACAGUUGAGAGUAUUCUGUAUGGGCUUUUGUGCCAUUGGGGUGUGUAGUUUUAUGAAAGUACAGGUGGGCAGGGUGGCACAUAGCCAAGUGCACUCCACUCUGCAGGAGAAGACUUUUAUUUUGCUGUUUGAGUAUGGAAGUUGCAUGGGAGGUCAACAUGGGAGGUGUUUUUAUGCCGUUGGGAGCGUUUUACCUACCAUGCCAUAAUCCUCAAUCUAUUACCAGCACACAAAUACAAAAAUGCCUACGUUAGUAUAAUAUAAACUGCUAACAUUUGGUUACAUCUUAAUUUCAUAAAGAUGUGAUUUCACAGCUUUCUAAUAGUAGGUUUUAUAGAAAGUAACAAUAUCUCUGGACAUUGAAGGUAGAACAUUUUUUCUCCCUUUAUGUGUUUUAUUUUAAACUAUAAGUGGUCACUUGAGGUUUGUUUUUUGGUCAAAUUGUGAUAGAUACAUAGCUUGUUAUUCCACCCAUUCAUAACCUUUGAAAAUGCAACUCAGCUCUUUAGCUAUAAUUGUGUGUUGCUGAGGAAAGAAUGCAGUCAAUCUCUUACCUGGUAUUCCCAAGUUUCUCACAUUUGUUCAUUUCAAAUGCUGUUAAAUUGUUAUCGACUUUUUGUACGCAAAUGCUUUUUGAAAAAAAAAAAAAUGCAAUAAAAGGCAAAAAUUGUCUAA